CUAAACAAGAUGUAUGAACUACAGCAAGAUCGAAAGUUCAGUGCGCUGGAUGAAAUGCUCCCAGCAUUUUAUUAUUGCUACCUAAUCUGUUUGCCCAUAAGCAGCGACAGCAAGUCCAACACAUCCGAACUCCUGCAGAAAUCACUAUCCUCGCUUGCAGCUGAGCGCCCAUACCUUACUGGUACGAUUCGAAGGGAUGCGAACAGCAGUGUGCGCAAAGGUCAUCUUGUUCUCGACAUACCGAAGCCCUUCGAAGACCCUCGUAUCGUAUUCAAUGAUCUGACGGGCCCGGAGUCAGGAUGGAAGGAGACAUAUCAAGAUCUGAAGGAUGCUGGUAUGCCGCCACACAGACUGGAUGCAAAUGUGUUGGCACCUCUCACAGCUGGUAUUGGGGAGACACGCAAAGUUAUGUCGGUGCAGGCCAACUUUAUUCCCGGCGGUCUACUCCUUGCGUUUUGCUUCCAUCACAACUUUGUAGACGCAUAUGGCGCUGGCCGCAUUGUUGCAAGGUUCUCGGAACACUGCAAUGAGUCUGUUGAUCCCAAAGCGGACGCCGAACUAGUGGGAGAUGGUUCCGGUUCAGGCGCUAUAGCAGACGUACUUGAUGUCGAACUCAUGAAAAAGCAAUACAAAUUCGAGGAUCUGGAAAAUGACCCUAACCUAUGGCGACUGAAUUGUCUCGACUACAAGGGCGUGAAUGCCUUCCCCUGGCCCGAAUUCAUUCCUUCCCUGCUACCAGUGAGCAGCCCGCCAGUGGUUUCAACUAUGUUCUCGUUCACUCCAGAAGCGCUGUCACAAAUUAAAUCUAUGGCAAAGCCCAGUCAAAGUGGAGCUUGGGUAUCAACAAAUGAUGCAUUGGUAGCGUUCUUAUGGCGACAUGUCAUGAGAGCUCGCUUCCCGUCAUCGACAACUGGAGGCGAGUCUGCAGAUGGCAAGUCAAACGUGAUUGUGGCACUUGACGGCAGAAAAGACCUUUCCAUAUCCCCCAACUACGUGGGCAACGUCAUCUUCCAUUGUUUUACGGAGCUGCCGAAGAACUUCGUAGGGAGUGAGAGCACGCAUCUUGGUGGCAUUGCCACCAAGAUCAGGCAGACGAUCACCGCGACCAGAAAUGAAUCGCUAUUGAAAUCCGUCGUUGGGCUGGCUGCCACUCACCCAGACUGCCAGAACAUUAAAUAUGCUAGCGACAAUCUGGGGUCUGAUCUGUACGUUACCUCGUGGGUUGAUCUGCCUGUCUACAAACUGGAAUGGGGCCCUCUUGGUAAGACGGAGUUUUUCCGUACCCCAAAUCGACACUUCGAAAGUCUCUGCAGCGUUCUCCCGCCAAAGGAUGGGGUCAUCAAUCUGAUCACCUCAAUGAGAGAGGAUCACAGCAUGCGGCUUCGUAGUGAUUCGGAGUUCACUCAAUUCGCAACGCCUGUUUCGUAAACUCGCAAAACAGUUCGUCCUUCUCAGGAAGAAAAACAUGAGGCAGGGAGUGCGAUCAAACAUGAACUAGGAAUCAUAGUUCCAAGGGGAUUUCUGUUGUAGGAAAGUCACAACUAGAUGGAAUGAACAAACUUCAUGUGUCCAGACGGGCACCAACCCCAAUUCAUCAAUCUUGACGCCUGGUGUGUGCUAGUGCCUCUUUAUCUAGGGCAGCAGGAGAUCUGUCGCAAGCUUGUCUUGUAUGGUACAAGCUUCGCAUUUUCGCCUGAGAAUCAAAUUCGAUCCUCGUUAUCAUUAUUGAGGUUUGCUUCCAGACCC
Molecule: messenger RNA, 1746 nt
Organism: Periconia digitata
Lineage: Eukaryota; Fungi; Ascomycota; Dothideomycetes; Pleosporales; Periconiaceae
Source: the annotation of a GenBank genome assembly